AUGUCGAAUCAAAAAUCAUCAGAAAUUUUUAUUACCACUACUACUAACAAAGACAACAAUAAUGUGAACAGUAACAAUGAUAAUUCUGCAACAUUAUCGUCAUCCUUGACAUCUGAACAAAAAAAAAGAAUUGAAGAAAAUCGACUAAAGGCAUUAUCAAAACUUCUUCCAUUAAAGAAAUUUCAAAAUUAUGCAGAAUAUGAUUUUUCUAAAAUGGUUGAUACACGCGGUGGUUUUUUGGCUGAAGAGGAUGAUGAUGAAAAUAAUUCCAAAAAAAAACGUAAAAUAAAAGACCCUGAACCUGAAUUAGAUCCUUAUUCAAUGUAUGGACCAAACCCCGAUGAAAUACCACAUUGUAAAGAAUGUAGUUCAAUUGAGGUAGAUCUUGAUUUCAACAAAGUUUUUAAUGUGAACGUUUGUAAAUCAUGCAAAGAUAAGUUUCCUGAAAAGUAUAGUUUAAUAACAAAAACUGAAGCAAAAGAGGUUGAAGAAUAUGCAUUCAAGAAAUGGGGAGGAGCGGAAGGACUUGAUAAAGAAUUUGAAAAACGACAAGAAGAAAAGAAGAAAAAAAAAGAUAAAAAAUUUAAAACAAAACUUGCUGAUCUUCGAAAACGCACAAGAACAGACUCGUUAAAUAUUGGUAAGAAUAAGCCACAUAAACAUGAAUUUGGUCAAGCCGUCACUGAUUCAAAAACUGGUAAAACAACACAAUGUUGUAGUAUAUGUGGGAUUGUGAUUGAAGUUGAUUUAUUCUAA
Molecule: messenger RNA, 756 nt
Organism: Entrophospora candida
Lineage: Eukaryota; Fungi; Glomeromycota; Glomeromycetes; Entrophosporales; Entrophosporaceae
Source: the annotation of a GenBank genome assembly